Messenger RNA from Acaulospora colombiana, 1635 nucleotides. Lineage: Eukaryota; Fungi; Glomeromycota; Glomeromycetes; Diversisporales; Acaulosporaceae. The record is from the annotation of a GenBank genome assembly.
AUGUCUGAAGACAUUGGUACCAAAGAUGUUCGCGUUGUCACAGCUAUCGAUUUCGGUACUACUUAUUCGGGCUUCGCCUACGUACACAUGAAGAACCCGCAUGAAAUAAAGACAAAUACGGAUUGGCAGGAUUAUAGCGGAAGGUUUAAAACCCCGACGGUGUUAAUGUAUGACGAGACCUUGAGACUUAAAGAAUGGGGAUAUCCGGCUUUGGCUGAGCGACCCACUAGGAGAAGGAAUGCUUCAAGUAUUAGGCCGGUAGAAUUGUUCAAAUUGUGCUUGGGAAAUUCCGCCCGCAAACCUAAACUUCCAGAUGGACUUGAUUACAAACGUGCUAUCAGCGACUAUCUUCAUGAGAUCGGUGUGAAGUUAAAGACUUCCUUAAAAAAUUCAUGGCCACUGCUCGAAUUUUAUCGUCAAGUCCUUCUGGUCCUCACGGUUCCCGCUGAAUUUGAUAACAAUGCAAUCUCCAUUAUGCGAGAGUGUGCUCUCAAAGCUGACCUAAUUGAUACGAAAGAUAGCCCGAAUUUGAUAUUUACCACGGAGCCGGAAGCAGCGGCGGUUUACUGCAUGAAUUCAUUAAAAGAACACGAUUUAGAAAUCGGAAUGGACUGUGGAGGUGGAACCGUAGACCUGACCACAAGAAAACUCUUGGCAGGUGGGAAACUUAGUGAAAAAACCGAACGUAUCGGUGAUUAUUGUGGCGGAAGCUUUGUAGAUCAAGAAUUCCUAAAUUUUCUUGGAAAAAAGGUCGGAGAUUAUGCCAUCAAGCUUGUUGAGGAAAAUCAUUACGGACAACUUCAAUACAUGGUCCAAGAAUUUUGCCGACGUGUCAAAAUCCCGUUCAGCGAGGAUCCUGGCGCUUAUAAGCCGUUUGAAUUGGACCUAGAGGAAGUUUGUCCGGUACUGAUGCAAUAUGUAAAAGGAGAGGAAAAGGAAGCGAUGGAAGAAGAUGGAUGGGUGGUGAUAAUCAAUUUUAACGAUGUUAAGGAAAUGUUUGAUCCGGUUGUGAAUAAAAUCAUACGUUUAAUACGGAGACAAUUGAAUUCAUCUGAGGGUUGUUCGGCAAUGUUUUUAGUGGGUGGGUUUAGUGAAUCAAAAUAUUUGCAAUCAAAGAUCCGAAGCGAGUUCAAUAGUGAAGUUCCAAAUAUCUCGGUACCCACUCAUCCGAUCUCCGCAAUUGUCAAAGGAGCCGUCAGGUUUGGACUGAGGCAGGAAACAAUUGUUGAUCGAGUAUUGAAGUGGACUUAUGGUACCGACGUAUGUAGAACAUGGCUGCCCACUGAUCCUGUCGAACGUAAAAUGAGGAGUGACAGAAUUGUGGUGUUCAGCAGAUUGGCAACGAAAGGAACUCGCGUGGAAGUGGAUGAUAAAGUUUAUGGUAUUUACACGCCUAGCUCUAUAUUUCAAACUAAAAUGGGAUUGGAUUUAUAUGUUACGGACAAGGAGAACGCUGAAUUUUGCGAUGAAUCUGGUGUAAAAUUGCUGGGGAAAUUUUGUAUCGAUCUUCCUUUCUCUGGUGAAGAACGCAUCGUGUUUUAUACUCUACGAUUUGGCACGGUAGAAAUUCAGGCGACUGCUAUUAACUAUAAUACCGGUGAAAAAUAUGAGACCACUUUUGAAUUGGAUAUCUAA